Molecule: messenger RNA, 3029 nt
Organism: Anopheles coustani
Lineage: Eukaryota; Metazoa; Arthropoda; Insecta; Diptera; Culicidae
Gene: SCaMC
Product: mitochondrial adenyl nucleotide antiporter SLC25A25
Exons: 6
Coding region: 629-2182 (517 amino acids)
Biological process (GO): transmembrane transport
Cellular component (GO): mitochondrial inner membrane
Molecular function (GO): calcium ion binding; ATP transmembrane transporter activity
Source: RefSeq, a predicted model, not a curated record
UCGUUAGAAAGCGAGAAAGUCUCGAUUCUCGGGUGUUGUUUCGCCCCAGUCAGCUCGAUAUCGCGCAGCACGACACUUUGCCGUAGUUCGUGGAAUCGUGGAUCGAUCCGCGUGUCUGGUGCAAAAAUCGGUCCCGUGUGAGCGCGCCCCCGCGCCUCCGCACGACGGAUUGGUCACGACGUUCGAUAGUGUUUUCUUCACUCGCGGGUCACCAAUUUCCAGGGAAUUGGUGCAAGAUCCUGCUGAUUGCAAAGUUUUAUACCUUCCACUUGCCAAUGGGGCAACGUCAGGAAGCAGUGUGCUAGUGUUUUUUUUCGUGCCGUAGUUGGCAUUGGGUCGAGAAAAAGUAACGCGUCAGAAAAGGCCCGUGAAAAAGUGUGUUAGUGGAUUUGUGCAACCUUUUGUAGCUUGUCUGGUGAAAGCGCCUAAGGCCAAUUUCGAUAGCGUGGCAUAAGUGUCGUUUCUUCCAUCGGUUGUCCACUCGUCUCCCGGUGCUGUGUUGGUGGGCCCAAGACUUCCAGGUGCUUAGUGGGAGCGGCCCGAACGGCAGAAAAACACGUGGAAAAAAAUCGUCACACACAUCCGAAGAAGGUUGAUUGGAAAAUCGGAUCCCGGUGUGGUGCAUACAAUGGUCAACAUCAACAGAGGUCCGGCUGGCCACAGUAACGACAACAGCGCAAGCAACGGCACCGACGGUGGCAGUGGUGGAAGCUCGGACAGCCAGAAGUAUCCGCCAGCGUUUCCACCGCACUAUCUGCACGAACUGCCCCAGGCGGACGAGGAGCGGCUCGAGAAAAUCUUCAACAAGCUCGAUCGCGACGGCAACGGUCGAAUCGACAUCCACGAUCUUUCGUCGGCACUGAAGGAGUUCGGCCUAUCGCACCAGUACGCCGAGGAAUAUGGUCACUCGUUGUUCUUUCAGCGCUUCCUGAAGCAGUCGGACCAGACGCAAAGCGGCGAUGUCGGGCUGGCGGAGUUCAUACACUACGUGCGAGAGCACGAAAAAAAUCUACGCUUACAGUUUACACACCUGGACAAAAACCGAGACGGCAAGGUCGACCUGGAGGAGCUGAUAACGGCCUUCAAGGAGCUCGGCAUCGACAUGGACCGGCACGAGGCAGCCAAGCUACUUAAACGAAUGGAUAAAGAUGGCAGUCUGAACAUCAGCUUCGAUGAGUGGAGAGACUUUCUGCUGCUGGCUCCAUCAUCCGACAUACACGAACUGGUGAAAUACUGGCGGCAUUCGACUUAUUUGGAUAUCGGUGAGGAUCUGAACGUACCUGAUGACUUCACGCAAAGCGAAAUGCAAACCGGCAUGUGGUGGCGCCACCUGGCGGCCGGUGGAAUUGCUGGUGCAGUGUCACGCACAUGCACGGCCCCCUUGGAUCGGUUGAAGGUUUUCCUGCAGGUGCAAUCGACCAAACAGCGAAUCUCAGAUUGUCUUCAGUACAUGCUGAAGGAGGGCGGAGUGCGGAGCCUCUGGCGGGGCAAUCUGAUCAAUGUGCUGAAGAUCGCGCCGGAGAGCGCGAUCAAGUUUGCCGCCUACGAGCAGGUGAAGCGGCUGAUCCGCGGCAACGACAAGCGCCAGAUGACGAUCUACGAGCGGUUCGUGGCGGGCGCUUGUGCCGGCGGCGUCAGCCAGACGGCGAUCUACCCGAUGGAAGUAUUAAAAACCCGACUAGCGUUAAGGAAGACGGGCGAGUACAGCAGCAUUCUCGAUGCGGCCGCGAAAAUCUACAGCCGGGAGGGCCUGCGCUCGUUCUAUCGCGGCUACAUUCCAAACAUGCUCGGCAUCAUCCCGUACGCCGGUAUCGACCUGGCGGUGUACGAGACGCUGAAGAAGAAGUACCUCAGCCACCACGAGACGGAGCAGCCGAGCUUCUGGGUGCUGCUGGCGUGCGGCAGUGCGUCCAGUACGCUCGGCCAGGUGUGUUCCUACCCGCUGGCAUUGGUGCGGACGCGAUUACAGGCACAAGCGGUUACAAUUGGCCCCAAUCCGGACGGCAGUGUCACGGUGGAACCCAACAUGACCAAUGUAUUUAAGCGAAUAAUACAGACGGAGGGUCCGCUCGGUCUCUACCGCGGUAUUACGCCGAACUUCAUCAAAGUAUUACCGGCCGUCUCGAUCAGCUACGUCGUGUACGAGUAUACGAGCCGUGCCCUCGGCGUAAACAUGACGUGAUCUGUUUCAGCAGUGCAGCAACACCAGCAGCAGCAGCAGCAGCAGCAGCAGCAACGGCAGCAACGGUCGUCACCCACUUGCCCUUCGCCGGCUCCAUCUGCUACAAUAUUACACACCUAAGCUAAUGAGCACACACUCACACACAUACAUUCACACACGCGCCAAGACACCAAGACCUGGAAUGGUCGUACCGGUAUUUCGUCGAGAUAUAUGGCUCAGUUUUUCCAACCUGCUCCCCAAACGCUAACGAAAAGUUGCGGAAGUUUGCGGGAAAAGCGAUCUUUCGUGAAUAACAAGACGAUCAAUCUCAACAUACCGAUCAAGUGUGUGUGUGUGCGUGUGCGUGUGUGUGUGUUUGAGAAGCGCCUUCAUCUUCGUUCCUGUUGCAACAAUCUACUCUUCAAGCGCUUCCUCGUUUCGUUGCCGUUGCUGAACAUCCUUUUGAGAAGGUUGCCGAUAUUUCAAUCGCCUUUCGCCACGACAAAAAAUGGACAGAAGGGGAGCUAGAGCGAGAGAGAGAGGGAGAGAUAGAGAGGCUAUGGAAAAGAAAAGGAAUGUGAGGAAUGCAGCCGAUGGUCCCAACCGAGGAGGUUUGAGGAAAUCGGAAAAACUGCUUAGAAAUGUUGAAGCGCAUAGGUUGUGGAGCGGGCAGGCAGGGAGAGUGGUUGAGAAGGAUAGAAAACAAACCAGCUAGAUGCGAAUGAUGCAGUUCGUUAACUUAUUUCUGUAAUUUUAUUAGAAUCAUUCUUUUUGUAAUUUUAAGUUUAGUUUUUUCAAUUCUUUACACCACAUCAUUCGCCGGCAACAUCCCGUCCGUGUGAGUGAGAGACACGUGUGUAGGAAAAAA